Messenger RNA from Sebastes umbrosus (honeycomb rockfish), 1683 nucleotides. RefSeq names its product 2-aminoethanethiol (cysteamine) dioxygenase b (gene adob). Gene Ontology annotation, molecular function: oxidoreductase activity, acting on single donors with incorporation of molecular oxygen, incorporation of two atoms of oxygen. The record is from RefSeq and is a predicted model, not a curated record. NCBI's taxonomy places the organism in Eukaryota, Metazoa, Chordata, Actinopteri, Perciformes, Sebastidae. The transcript has 2 exons. The coding region runs from base 487 to 1215 and encodes 242 amino acids. Gene Ontology annotation, cellular component: mitochondrion.
AUGUCUUCCUAAUCCCAGGAGGACGUGCGGACGUGUUUGACAGUUAUCCAAAAAUGGGGCUCUGAAGUUGAUGAACUGACCUCUCAGGAGUCAAAUCCUGUCUGAAAACCACCCCCACAGAUUAAUAUCAAUUUAUAGUAGUUGUGUUGUUGUUCUAACGUGUCCAUAAAAUAGAAAAACACGAAUGAAUGAACACGUGAAGGAGCAGAAAGCAGACAGACAGACAGACAGAGAGCAAUGAACGUGGUGCUGAGCUGAGCAAAGAGGAGGACAAAGAGUCUCAUAACAAACGGUUCAUACUACAACCAUCCAAACGCCCGAAGAAGAAUCUCUGCGGAGUGAGUCAUCCUGUUAUAACAGACGAUCUUCGCCUGCUAGCUGCAGAGCUACUGCUAAAGCAGCAGCGACUAGAGAGACCAGAAGGUUCAGACCGGGUCUCGUCCUCAGCUCCUCAGCUCCUCUGCUCCUCUGCUCCUCUGCUCCGGUAUGAUGCCCAGUGACACCAUCAUGACCUCCAUCGUUCAGAGAAUCGCCCGCCAGGCUCUCGUCACCUUCAGGAGCAGCGAGGAGGCCGGUAAAACCUUCCUGGAGAACCAGAGCAAGCUGCGGAGCCUGAUGACGGAGGUGCGCGCGGCCGACCUGAAGCUGUCCCCGAGGAGAGCAGCCUCAGACGGCCACCAGCAGCUGCAGCUCCACGGGCCUCCGGUCACCUACAUGCACAUCUGCGAGAUGGACCACUUCAGCAUGGGGGUGUUCCUCCUGAAGAGCGGAGCCUCCAUCCCGCUGCACGACCACCCGGGGAUGCACGGCAUGCUCAAAGUCAUGUACGGGACGGUCCGGAUCAGCUGCUUCGACCGGCUGGAUCCUCCUCCUCCACCGGGCUCACCUCCUCCACCGGGCUCCCUGCGGCGCUCCCUGCUGCGCUCCACCGAGGUGUACACGGAGGACAGCGACCCCUGCGUGCUGUCCCCGGACCGGGACAACCUGCACCAGAUCGACGCCGUGGACGGUCCCUCCGCCUUCAUGGACAUCCUGGCUCCACCGUACGACCCGGAGGACGGCAGAGACUGCCACUACUACAAGCUGCUGACUGAAGCAGAGGUCAAACACACAGAGCAGGAGAAGGAGAAGGAGGUCUGGCUCAUGGAGAUCUCACAGCCUCCGGAUUUCUGGUGCGGUGGGGAGCCCUACCCGGGCCCGGAGGUCUGCCUCUGAUCCACCUCUCUGGUCUGCAGCCUGCAAAACAUCUUCUUUUCUCGGGCUGGUUUAUCAGAGGUCAAAGGUCAACUUUAUUAUCCCACAAGGGGAAAUUCAUGUGGUCUUAUGCACCCUGUAGCGGCACAAGGCCGGGGGGCUUUUUGUGGACUUGCUUGGACAAACUGGGCUCAAUGAAGGGGUCUUUAUCUAAAUCAUUAAUCCAUGUGAAGCCUUUAGAGCAGGGCUGCCCAAACUGGGGCCCGCGGGUCAAAGUGGGGACGCCAUAAGUUUUGAUUUGGCCCCGCCAGAUGUUUGCAAAUUUAUUUAUUUUUUAUUAAAGGGACUGUUUGUAACUUUUUACACGUAUAAAUGUACCGGGUCGGUGUCCCAUACGCGCUCGCAUACGCGCUCCAUUCUCACGUGCAUGUGCGCACACUCCACACUGCAGAAGAGUUAGUUUAGCUCUGAGAAUAUCUAGUGAAUGUA